AUGAACUCCGGAUUCUUAAAGCGUUAUAACUUUUGCAUCACUAUAACUUUUACGAUUUUGGAGUCCCAACAGCACGGGGCGGCACGGUGGCACAGGGGAUGGAGAAGAUUUCAGUGUAGCUGUUACUACGUUUCCACUGUGACAAAAAACUGGGAGCAGAGCAGACAGGACUGCAGAGGAAAAGGAGGAGAUCUGGUCAUUAUAAACAGCAGAGAGGAACAGUGGUUUCUAUAUUCACUGAGGGUGAAGUUUUGGAUUGGUCUAACUGAUGAGGACACAGAGGGAGAAUGGAAAUGGGUGGAUGGAACGCCAUUGCACACUGGGUAA
This is a messenger RNA of Chanos chanos (milkfish), 327 nucleotides long. Its product is annotated as C-type lectin domain family 4 member E-like. The transcript has 3 exons. NCBI's taxonomy places the organism in Eukaryota, Metazoa, Chordata, Actinopteri, Gonorynchiformes, Chanidae. The coding region runs from base 1 to 327 and encodes 108 amino acids. The record is from RefSeq and is a predicted model, not a curated record.